This is a messenger RNA of Eutrema salsugineum, 2433 nucleotides long. RefSeq lists its product as uncharacterized. The transcript is spliced from 3 exons. Bases 1 to 2433 code for a protein of 810 amino acids. Lineage: Eukaryota; Viridiplantae; Streptophyta; Magnoliopsida; Brassicales; Brassicaceae. The record is from RefSeq and is a predicted model, not a curated record.
AUGUCGAGCCGUUCCGACGAUUCGUUGGAUCCGCUCUUUCACUAUGAACCAAGCCGUAUAGACGCCGAGGCGAGAGGCACGGUGGAAUCCUCCGAGGCGUCUGCUUCGCCGAGCCCCUCCAAUCACUCAUCUGACGAAGCGUCAAACCAUGAAAACCCAUCAGAUGUCGGCUCUCCGGAUGGCGAGCCGUCGGUUUCGAUGAGCCAUCCCCAGGAUCCCGUUCUUAACGAGGACAUUAACCGCGCCGCGCCCAAGGCCGAGGUGGAGGCAUUUCCCUUUGAUCUUUUCGAGGCGAAGCUUGAAUUGGAACGCCUCAUGGCGUCCCGGGGCGCUUCCACAUCUGGGCGAGGGCUGAGAGUUAAGAGACAAAAACCCGACCCGCCUGGAUCUACACUCUGCUCCCUUGAGUCGCUCGAGGCGUUGAGGCAUCGCUUCGGAAUAUCCGAGGCGGUGGAGUUCGUCGUUCCAGAGAAGAGCGACCGAGCCGACAACCCUCUAGAGAAUCAUUUCACUCUGUACGAGGUGUUCUUCGAGCUUUGCUUCCUCUGGUUUCCGAUCCCCGGAGUGAUCCUCGAAUAUCUUUGGAAACACGGGAUCUCGAUUGGGCAGAUUAUGCCGAGGGGAUUACGGCAUAUGAUUGGCAUUUUAGUACGAAGCUUCGAAUGCGGUCUUGACAUCGAGCUAAAUCACCUGCUGAACUUGCUGGAAAUCAGGAAAGCUCCAAAAGGAAAUAGGUUCUAUAUUUCCAACAAGGCGAAGCGACGGAUCAUUGGUGGUUUCCCCAGCAAGGAUCAGUUUUGGACUGAACGCUUCUUCUACGUCUUGGUGAACGAGGCGUCGGUCGGCGAAGAUUACGUUCACCGAACCAAGACAACUUGGGGACCACUUGUUCGGUGCUAUCUUCCCCCGAUUCCCGACGACCUUUUUACUGUUCAAGACUCUCUUUCGGCGCGGAAGGUUAAUUGGAGAAAGAACUUCUCCCUCGAAAGAGUAGAGAAAUCGCGAGCCAUCCUUGCCGGAGUCCCUGUUAGCUCUUCAUCCUCCAGUUCUUCAAGGGAUACUCGAGAGAAGAUGGUGAUAAUCGCUCUUAGGGAGAGGAAGAGGCGUGAGGCGGAAGAGGCCGCGAGACGAGCUGCCGAGGCGGCUCAGGCGCAGACCGAGGCGGUCCUGGCGCAUACCGAGGCCAUUCCUCAACCCGAACCCCCGAGCCGGGAAGGAGAUGAAACGACCCGAGCCGCAGAAGACUGCACAGCCGAAGUGGUCGAGAGAAAUGCGGCGCCCGAGGUGGAACCGGGUGAAAUUGUUUUCGAGGCGUCCGGGGGCGAUUCGGCGGUUCGGAGCAAAGAGCCUUCGAGCUCUGCUAUUCUAGCCCUCCCGAAGUCGACAAGGCCCCCGACUUCCGCCGUUCAGAAACAUGACCCGAGCCGAAAACGUUCGGCUGCUGAUAAAGGGCAGGGGGUAGCUGUUCAGAGGGACGAGCCGUCCAAGAAGAGGCGGAAGCCGACGCUCGGGGACUCCGCCGCGCGCAAGUUGGUCGUCGACGACCCUGAUGCCUCCGCCAUCAUGUUUUCGCGUGUAAAUAACGCGAACACGCGUCUUCCUCCUCCAGAGAAGUUGAGGAGGCCGAGGUCUUACGGCGCAAUGGCGCAGCGCGGGACCAAGUUUGUCGCAGCCAUUAACGACCUAAUGGCCGAGUAUGAGGCGGACCUGUCUAAGGUCGAACGUCGUUUGGCCGAGGCCAGAACUGAGUCCGCAGCGUCAAAGACGAAGCUAGAAGAGGCUCAGACCGAAGCCGCGGCGGCAAAGGGGAAACUGGACGAGGCGAUGACCAGGGUGUCCAGGUUGGAAGAGGAGAAGAUCGUUCUUCGCGCCAACGUUGAUAAGGUCUCCACCUCGGUCAUUCGCCUCGAGGAGGCGAGAAGAGCCAAGAGCGCCGAGGAGGCGUUGCUGGAGAGGCGUAUCGAAGCCAAGGACUCCUUAUUCGAUGCCAAGGUCAAGAGGGCGAAAAAGGAGGCGAGGCGAGAGCUUACGGCAAAGUUUCAGGAGCGCCUCGCCAAGGUGGAAGAGGGUUUGGUCAGGCUUGAGAAAGCCAAAAAUGAUGAGAACGAUCUGGGACAGAUCAAGGGCAAUCUUGCGAUGAUUGCCGACCUGAAGAAGUCGGACGCCCCAACGCUUGACGACAAGGAGGCGAAGCUGAAAAGCUGGGAAAGUGAGUAUGCCAACGACGAGGCAUACGAGCGUAUUGCUUCCGAGAUUCGGGGCGAGCUGUAUUACUCUCCCGUAUUGCCGGAUUCGGUCGACACCACCCUCGGCAACAAGCCGCUCGAAGAGACAGCGGCCAACUUAGGCGUGGAAUAUCCGAACGGAUCAAACGCGGGCACGCCAGUUCUCUCGAACCUCCUCGCCGAACGUGAGACGCAGUCUGCGGCCUGA